Hipposideros armiger (great roundleaf bat) is the source of this 4857-nucleotide messenger RNA. It is a transcript of the gene VPS39, whose product is annotated as VPS39 subunit of HOPS complex. Gene Ontology annotation, cellular component: membrane; cytoplasm. The record is from RefSeq and is a predicted model, not a curated record. The transcript is spliced from 25 exons. Gene Ontology annotation, biological process: endosomal vesicle fusion; intracellular protein transport; vesicle-mediated transport. NCBI's taxonomy places the organism in Eukaryota, Metazoa, Chordata, Mammalia, Chiroptera, Hipposideridae. The coding region runs from base 154 to 2781 and encodes 875 amino acids.
CAGGAAGUCCGGUGUUGAUGGCUCUGUUGUUCAAGGGCCUGUAGUUGGGGUUCUCGGCUGGAUUCUGGGCGGCCCUCUUUUAGCCUAGUUCUAGCCCCGAGCCCGGCCUGGUACGCUCAGGGUGAGACUGUCGGGGCGACUCUGCUCGUCGCCAUGCAUGACGCUUUCGAGCCGGUGCCGAUCUUAGAAAAGCUGCCUCUGCAGAUCGACUGUCUGGCUGCCUGGGGUGAGCCAAAAGACCAAGGGACUGAGACGGGGGAAGUACUCUUUUGUAGGAUAAGAUCUUCAGUAGGCUGCAACAGGUUUGAAGUGACACUAGAGAAAUCCAAUAAGAACUUCUCCAAAAAGAUUCAGCAGAUCCAUGUGGUUUCCCAGUUUAAGAUUCUGGUCAGCUUGUUAGAAAAUAAUAUUUAUGUCCAUGACCUAUUGACAUUUCAACAAAUCACUACGGUUUCAAAGGCCAAGGGAGCAUCACUGUUCACAUGCGACCUCCAGCACACAGAGACUGGUGAGGAGGUGUUGCGGAUGUGUGUGGCUGUGAAAAAGAAGCUGCAGCUCUAUUUCUGGAAGGACAGGGAAUUUCAUGAAUUGCAGGGAGACUUUAGUGUACCAGACGUGCCCAAGUCCAUGGCAUGGUGUGAAAAUUCUAUCUGUGUGGGUUUCAAGAGAGACUACUACCUAAUAAGGGUGGAUGGAAAAGGGUCCAUCAAAGAGCUCUUUCCAACAGGAAAACAGCUGGAGCCCUUAGUUGCACCUCUGGCGGAUGGAAAAGUGGCCGUGGGUCAGGAUGAUCUCACCGUGGUGCUCAAUGAGGAGGGGACCUGCACACAGAAAUGUGCCCUGAACUGGACAGACAUACCAGUGGCCAUGGAACACCAGCCUCCCUACAUCAUUGCAGUGUUGCCUCGAUAUGUGGAGAUCCGAACAUUUGAGCCGAGGCUUCUGGUCCAGAGCAUUGAAUUGCAAAGGCCCCGUUUCAUUACAUCGGGAGGAUCAAACAUCAUCUAUGUGGCCAGCAAUCAUUUUGUUUGGAGACUCAUUCCUGUCCCCAUGGCAACCCAAAUCCAACAGCUUCUCCAGGACAAGCAGUUUGAAUUGGCUCUGCAGCUUGCAGAAAUGAAAGAUGAUUCCGAUAGUGAAAAGCAGCAACAGAUCCAUCACAUAAAGAACUUGUAUGCCUUCAACCUCUUCUGCCAGAAGCGUUUUGAUGAGUCCAUGCAGGUGUUUGCUAAGCUUGGCACAGAUCCUACCCAUGUGAUGGGCCUGUACCCAGACCUGCUGCCCACGGACUACAGGAAGCAGCUGCAGUAUCCCAACCCACUGCCCGUGCUCUCCGGGGCUGAAUUGGAGAAGGCUCACUUAGCUCUGAUUGACUACCUGACACAGAAACGAAGCCAAUUGGUAAAGAAGCUGAAUGAUUCUGAUCACCAGUCCAGCACCUCCCCACUCAUGGAAGGCACUCCCACCAUCAAAUCCAAGAAGAAGCUGCUGCAAAUCAUUGACACCACCCUGCUCAAGUGCUACCUCCAUACGAACGUGGCCCUGGUGGCCCCCUUGCUGCGCCUGGAGAACAAUCACUGCCACAUCGAAGAGAGUGAACAUGUGCUGAAGAAGGCUCACAAGUACAGUGAACUGAUAAUCCUGUACGAGAAGAAGGGGCUCCAUGAGAAAGCUCUGCAGGUGCUGGUGGACCAGUCCAAGAAAGCAAACUCCCCUCUGAAAGGCCAUGAGAGGACGGUGCAGUAUCUGCAACAUCUGGGCACAGAAAACCUGCACUUGAUUUUUUCCUACUCGGUGUGGGUGCUGAGAGACUUUCCAGAGGAUGGCCUAAAGAUAUUUACCGAAGACCUCCCAGAGGUGGAGUGCCUGCCGCGAGACCGAGUGCUCAGCUUCUUAGUAGAGAAUUUUAAGGGCCUGGCUAUUCCUUAUUUGGAACACAUCAUCCACGUUUGGGAGGAGACAGGCUCUCGGUUCCACAACUGCCUGAUCCAGCUGUACUGUGAGAAGGUGCAAGGUCUGAUGAAGGAGUAUCUCCUGUCCUUCCCUGCAGGCAAAACCCCCGUCCCUGCUGGAGAGGAAGAGGGUGAACUGGGAGAAUAUCGAGGGAAGCUCCUUAUGUUCUUGGAAACUUCCGGCUACUAUGAUCCAGGCCGGCUCAUCUGUGAUUUUCCUUUUGAUGGCCUCUUAGAAGAACGUGCCCUCCUGCUGGGACGCAUGGGGAAACAUGAGCAAGCUCUCUUCAUCUAUGUCCACAUCCUGAAGGAUACAAAGAUGGCUGAGGAGUACUGCCACAAGCAUUAUGACCAAAACAAAGAUGGCAACAAAGAUGUGUAUCUGUCCCUGCUCCGGAUGUACCUGUCGCCCCCCAGUGUUCACUGCCUGGGGCCAAUCAAGCUGGAACUGCUGGAGCCACAAGCCAACCUCCAGGCCGCCCUGCAGGUCCUCGAGCUGCAUCACAGUAAACUGGACACCACCAAGGCCCUCAACCUCCUGCCAGCAAACACUCAGAUUAAUGAUAUACGCAUCUUUCUGGAAAAAGUCUUGGAAGAAAAUGCACAAAAGAAACGGUUCAAUCAAGUGCUUAAGAAUCUCCUCCAUGCAGAGUUCCUGCGGGUCCAGGAAGAGCGGAUUUUACACCAGCAGGUGAAGUGCAUCAUCACAGAGGAGAAGGUGUGCACGGUGUGUAAGAAGAAGAUCGGGAACAGCGCGUUUGCGAGAUACCCCAAUGGAGUGGUCGUGCACUACUUCUGUUCCAAAGAGGUAAACCCGGCGGACACCUGAGCCCAGCAUGCCCAGAAUUCAGCAGAUGGACAGCUCAGCCAUCCCAGAGAGGGCAAGGGGCACCGGCCUUGGGAAUCGGGGACUGCUGCCACCACCAGUUGUCUCCCCAUUUGGACACUACUGGCUACUUUGCGCCCUGGAACAUCUCUGAAUUAAUCAGACCUGUGGUCUGGUGUCACCGGCUUUUUAACAGAAAAAGAGACUUGCUGUACUUUAUAUACAUUGUAGCAGGCAGUUCCAGAGAACCGAAUGCCUGUCUGGACUGGAGGAGCUGGAGAUGGGCACCGUCUUGCCUUUGCAUUCCAGCCUACUGAGGAAGCUUUUGUAAUCCCAGGGCUGUUUAUUCAGUUUUCUAUUAAGACACAUGCAGGACGUCACAAGGAUCCCUCCGCAUGGCCGACAAGCCUGUGAGAAGAGAGCAAUUACCAGAGCUCGUCCAGCUGCAAAGGCUAAACGCUGGUUCUCUAGGUAACGAGGGUCAUUUCUCCAGGGCCACAGUACCCUGUGUCCCCCCAGGAGCCUCCCCACUCAUCUCUUUAUUUUCCAGUCUCCUUUUCUUUCCCACUAUUGUCUUCCUGUAUCUCUCUCCUCUCACUGCUCCACCCAGGCUUUCUUUCCCAUUUUCCUGACACCACGAAUAAUAUUUAAACAAGGCAAAGUGAGAAGCAAGGGGAAGUCCUGUUUCCUAGGGGUACGUUGAUAAUUGACUGUCAGGUACGCUGUAAAUAGAUCCUCCUUGGACUGUAUGCCCUGUGCCUAGCAGCUUUGGAGAGUGUCUUUCCUGGCCUGGGAAAGCCCCUGUGCCCCUCCCCUCGGGGCUGAAUAUGGCAGGAGCUCUAAGGAUGGGCAGCACCUGCCGAGGUAUGUGACCGCCAAGACGGUUGUCUGCAGAGACUCCUGCUCUUGGUUCACCCAUUUCCCCCACCAGCCGCCGGGGGCAGGCUGCUUUAGUCUUUGUGGGUGAGUGCAUUGCGCUUGGGGCGCCUUUGUCUUUCUGGCCAGUGUCAUCCACUUACCUUACAGCUUGGCCUGGCCAUCGUUCUCUAGCUUUGUUCUGCAGGAUUGGAGGUUAGCGCUGGCUUGUUGUAGGUAGGUGGCUCUCUGCUGUACACAGAAUGAUCAAAUCAGGCACUGACAAUGACGCAAUGUCACGCGUGCUUGUGAGGUGCUUGGGGACAGCAAGAGUGCUCCAGGAAGCAGGAGCAGCAGCACAUGGGUUUAUGGAAUACGUUUGUCUUUUACCGCCAGAUCCACUGAGCACUUGUGUGUGUUGUGAGGGACACCCUGCCUCUCACAGGGCAUCCCAGAGGCACCCAGUCGGGUGUCCAGCACUGCAGGCUGAGGACACGCGGGGAGCGCAGCCCUGCACCCUCUCCUCCCUGGGGUUUUGCAGACUCGCAGUCUUGUUGCCUCAGUGUCUUUAAUGGUGGUGAGGGUGAGUGACAGUUCUUAACGCUGAUGCUGUUCUGGUGGCCUGUCCUUGACAUGGUGUGAAACUUCUUAAACCAAAGCGCUAUGCUGUUUGUGGCCUGUGCUGCAGACCAGCUUGCUUCUCCCAGGCACGCUGUCUGUGGAGGCUCUCGAGGGGCGGAAGGAGUGCCAUCAGCACCUGUUCACAGAGACGGGAUUCUGCUCAGGGUUUGGAGGCCAAGCCGUGCUUCGCAAGAGCCACUGUCCCAAUGGGCCACACUCAGCCAUGAGAAGCAGUGCUGCCCUUGACCCUGGUUGCGCCAGCUCUGACCAGGCCCCCUCUGGCAGCAGCAGUGAAAUCAUCAGGCCAGCUGUCCACUGUGCAGCAGAAACUUGCUCCACCACGCCAGCCCCACCUUCCUGGCCUGCUGUGUUUGUAUCUUCCACUCUCACUACCUGUGUGGCACAUCUGUUUGAAGCAGUAGAAUAAAGAAUGUGUGUUUUCUUCCCCUUCUGGAAUACAUAACUGACCCAGUUUUCCUGAACUGUAGUCUUCCUUCCCUAAACGAUCUUUGCCCUCCGCGGUGGUAUGGAGAAGGCUGGAGAUGAAAGCCUGUAAUGAGGACUGAUGAAGAGUUCUCAUAAUAAACAUCAUAAAGUAAGAAA